AUGUCUAACCCGGAUUACACCAUUUACAUUAAAACUGCAGAUUAUAAAGGCGCUAGCACUGAUGUCAGUAUCUAUAUAACAUUCAUCGAUGUCAACGGUAAAAAAUCACGCAAUAUUACCCUUACUGAUGAUAUAUUUGGAGGUAAAUUCGAAAAAGGCCAAACGAAUAAGUUCCCUGUUAGCGAUAUAUCUGGCUUAGCUGAUCUUAAAUUUAUUGAAAUCAGUCGUGGCAUUUGGGGAUUUGGUGGUAACUGGUUUUGUGAAUGUGUUUGGGUCGUCAAUGAACAGGUCGGAGGUACGCCCGCACCAGUCUACUUCCCAAUCAAUCGUUGGUUAAGACAGUAUGUUACCUUAAAAAUUCAAAAGUGGGAUUGCUCCUUACCCCAAAAUGAUGCAUCACCUCAGCAACGUGCAAAAGAAAUCCAGGAAAAGCAGACACACUACGUACUUGAUAGGAAAUUUCCUGGUGUUCCUGCACAGGUUAAAGAUUUACCUCAACAAGAAAUGUUCACCGACCACUACCAAAAUGAUGUUCUAAUACUAUCAGGAGCCAGUUUAGGCAUUGUGGGCAACCUAGCAAAGGUUUUCAGCGGCGAUUGGAAGUCAGUGGAUGAUAUCAGCAACCUCUAUCAGACAGGGUGUGGCUUUGACGUUCCUCAGGGCAGAUAUAGAUGGGAUGAGGACAGCUAUUUCGCCAAACAGCGCACCCAAGGCUGUAAUCCGGUUAUAAUGCAAUUAUGUACCAAAAUUCCGUCAGCUCUCGAUGUUACGAACGACAUGCUUAAGCCAUUCUUGGAAGGCUACACUUUAGAUGACGCUGUCAGCAAGAAUAAAAUUUUCCUUUGCGAUUUAUCAAUGCUACAUAGUGUACCGCUUGCGGGUGUUCCGCUUGACAAAGAGCUGGUACAUCCUUAUGCACUCUUCUACUUAAAUAAAGAAGAUGAAUUAACACCCGUUGCGAUACAAUUGUUUGCAACUACCGACAAGAGAUAUCCCCAUACGGUUUUCCUGCCGACCGAUGGAAAUGUCUGGAAGUUAGCCAAAAUGUUUUACAAUAAUGCUGAUGCUAUGGUUCAUCAAUCUAGCACGCAUUUAGGCUUCACCCACUUGAUCAUUGAAUCCAUUGCAGUGGCUGUUAAUCGCACACUAAGCAUGUCUCAUCCCUUGCAUCGUCUGAUCGCACCUCAUUUCCUUUACCUUAUGGCUAUCAACAGUUUAGCGAUUACAUCCCUAUUAGCACCUGAUGGCUGGAUAGACACAACUAUGACAGCUGGCCGUGAUGGGGUAUUAGAUAUUAUCGCUCACCAAUUCAAAGUGUGGCGAUUAAAUGUAGAAGGUACCCUGCCGGAAGAAAUAAAAGCCCGUAAGCUGGAUGAUCCCAAAAUACUGCCAGAUUAUCCUUAUCGAGAUGAUGGAUUACUUGUUUGGAACUGCAUCAAGAAUUAUGUUGCCGGGGUUGUUAAUGGCCAUUAUAAAAAUAAGAAUGAUAUAGCCAAUGAUUUCGAAUUGCAAAAUUUUGCUGAAAUACUUGUAGCACCUUAUCCUGAGGGUUGUGAAAUUAAAGGAGUACCCGGCAACGGCAAAUUUGAAACACAGGAAGAAAUUAUUAGUGCAUUCACAUCAUUCAUAUUUACUUCUAGUGCUAUCCAUGCAGCAGUUAACUUUGGCCAAUACGAUGAAUAUGGUUUCCCCCCUAAUUAUCCAGCAUUUAUGAACGGGAAAGCACCACGAGAUAAAUCACCCAUCACUGAAGCUGAUCUCCUUAAGCAGUUACCUAACAAACCCAUGAUUCAGCGUGCGACGGAAUCAUUGGGCGAUUUUGAGGUCAAUUACACCUAUGAUCCAGUGGGGGUAGCAGCAUUAAAACAAUUUAAUAUUGAACUCAAGGAAGCUUCGGCAAUAAUUGAUGAGAGAAAUAAGCACAGACGUAUAGCUUACAAUCAUUUGAACCCGAAAAAUAUUCCCAACGCCAUAAGUAUUUAA
Molecule: messenger RNA, 1983 nt
Organism: Trichoplax adhaerens
Lineage: Eukaryota; Metazoa; Placozoa; Uniplacotomia; Trichoplacea; Trichoplacidae
Exons: 13
Coding region: 1-1983 (660 amino acids)
Biological process (GO): lipid oxidation
Molecular function (GO): metal ion binding; protein binding; oxidoreductase activity, acting on single donors with incorporation of molecular oxygen, incorporation of two atoms of oxygen
Source: RefSeq, a predicted model, not a curated record